Molecule: messenger RNA, 1014 nt
Organism: Cryphonectria parasitica EP155
Lineage: Eukaryota; Fungi; Ascomycota; Sordariomycetes; Diaporthales; Cryphonectriaceae
Exons: 2
Coding region: 1-1014 (337 amino acids)
Source: RefSeq, a predicted model, not a curated record
AUGGAUCAGGUUGUCUCUGGAGUUCUAUUCGGGAAGCCUAGAGGCAUCAGUCACUUUUCAACCAAACCCAACAGUCAACCGAACAGUCCAGACUUCACUCGUGACCUAGCGAUGCACCCACAUUUGAGACCAUUCGCAAAGCAGCAGAAGCAGCAGCAUAAAACACUAUCCAAAGCAGCGCUGCUUGAAGAGCUCAUGGAUCGCAAAAGCCGCUUCGACCCCCGACUCUUCUGGCAUGUCGCCUCCGUAAUGCCCUGGCAUCCGCUCUACGGCUUUCCACCUCAAACUCCCUUCACGGUCGCCCCUGGUUGGGAGCAAGAACCUCGGCAGACCUUUUGGCCACCGGCUAGCACUUCUCUCCAACAGACGAUGUCGCAAGAGAGCCAAGCCGAUGGUUGGCCUAGCCCUCAUACCACUCCUCCUGCACAAGGCUCAUGGGACGUACGAGUCGACGCUGCAGGAAAUGACAACGACCCUAGCGUUGGCUCCGUGGCUGAACACAAUUCCACCAGAUGUUAUUCCCACUCAACAGGUGUUGUUCCCACCGCUGUGGUGCUCCAGAACUGGUCACGACUCCUCCAGGACGCCCUUCAGUUCUUUGAAGAGUGCGCCCAACAGCAUCGCACCGAUGUCGAGAAUCUAGCCUAUCUGGAUGUGGAUUGCCGCAACAAGCUGUGGAGCAGUCUGAUGGCCUCACGGCUCAAGGAUAGCGAGUUGCAUAAGCAUCUGUUCUUGAAUCUGGCGCUCGACGUUGAGGGUCACGUCCAGCAGGCUUUGCGAUCUGCCGAAGCGGGCAUGGAGAGUGAGUCUGACGAUCAAAACAAGUAUGAAAAGAGCCAAAAAGCCGCUCACGAGCUGAGAAUCCUGGGGGCGAGAUCACGAAGGGUCACCGAGCUCCAUGCGGGGGCAUCAGCAAGCUUCAACAAGUUCAAUGCCAUGGUGGGCGAGAUGACUAUGAUGGUGGAAGGCAUGAAGAUACUGGAGGGCGACGACGGCGAUCCCCCUGAGGGAUAA